Messenger RNA from Pyrus x bretschneideri (Chinese white pear), 2053 nucleotides. RefSeq names its product CBBY-like protein. Gene Ontology annotation, molecular function: hydrolase activity. Bases 605 to 1744 code for a protein of 379 amino acids. The record is from RefSeq and is a predicted model, not a curated record. The transcript is spliced from 11 exons. Lineage: Eukaryota; Viridiplantae; Streptophyta; Magnoliopsida; Rosales; Rosaceae.
UCACGCAUGGAAGAAAGGAUGCAGGCACGAAGAGACGUAACAAAUCUUUCUUCUGGGUUUAGUGACUUCACCAUCACUGUAUUGUCUUCAAACUUAUAAUUAACACUUUGGGUCAAAAUCCCCAAAAACGAGCUUGAACUUCAUGGGAACUAUCACGGUUAACAAUUGGAGACAACUUCCAGGCUCGUAUUCCAUGAGAUGCAUUUUGGAUUCAAUUUUUUGCGCUAGUCAAUCACACGAUGUGGCCGGAAAAAUGCUGAAAUGCCUUUGUGAGUCUUUCCGUUCUCCAAUGGUGGACUGUGAGGCCAUCAAGCUGGUGCUUUUAAAAAAAAAAAAUUAAUUAAUUAAUUUAAAAAAAAAAAUUGAACUUCAAGGGCUUUUAACAGAAAUUGGACAUGCCGGAUCACCCCCAUAUUAUUUCGGGUUUUUUCUCGGGUUGGUUUCGGGUCGCGAGGAGACGCGAGGUAGAAAAUCCAGGAAGGGUAUAUGUGUCAUUUCACGAAUAACCGCCAUUAUUCUGCUAUAAAAGCUGAUUUUUUCUUCCAGUCAGCUGCAAAUCAACAAUAACCGUUUUCAAGCAAGCACCUUUCUUCUUCUAACCGCCAUGGAUUCCGCUUCGCGCUCAAUUCUCCGAGCUCAGCCCUUUUCUUCUACCGCCGCCAUUUUCCUGUCAAGUAACAACACCACCGCUCGCUUCCUCGCCCUCCCGAAGACCAACCGCAACCCCAACUUGGUCCGUCCAUUUUCCUCCACUUUCCCAAGAAACUCAACUUUUCCCGGAAAAUGUCUGCACUUCGAUCGGUUCGCCGCAUUCAGCUCGCUCUCCGGCGCUAAGGACCAGAACCCAUCUCAGGAACUGGCUGUUCUUCUCGAAGUUGACGGGGUUCUUAUGGAUGCUUAUCAGUUGGGGAACUGCGAAAGCUUCAAUGCAGCAUUUAAGAAGGUUGGACUUGGCUAUGAAUAUUGGACAGAGCCUCUUUACUUGGGCCUCCUAAGGACAAGUGCUGGUGAUGAGGAAAAGAUGCUGAAUUUGUAUUUUAAUGCGAUUGGUUGGCCUAGUUCAUUGCAACCAAGUCAGGUGGAUUUAUUUGUGAAAAAUGUUCUGCAAAAGAAGAAAAUUGCAAUGGAUGAGUUUCUGAUGUCAGAAAGUUUGACUUUACGACCUGGAGUUGAAGAGUUUAUUGAUGAUGCAUACAAGGAAGGAAUACCUGUUGUCGUACUGACAACAUAUAGCAAGAGUGAGAAUCAUAUUACCAGAUCAAUUGUUGAAAAGCUUGGCGAGGAAAGAGUUUCAAAGCUAAAGAUUGUCGAUGAUGACGAGGUGUUACAGAGUUUGUAUAACCAACUGGUAAAUGAUACAGGAUUCUCUUCUCGUAUGGAUGAGAAACAAGCUAAGGACGUAAUAAAAGCAGUUUCUGCUGAGAAACAAAGGAUUGCAAAGGAGGUUGCAUUAAUGCUAAAGCUGACUUUAGAUAUUAAUACUUGCCGGUCUGAAAGCUUAGAGAAGAUCAUUCUUGCAUUGCGAGCUGGGGCAGAAGUUGCUGGACUACCUGUAUGCGAUUGUGUUCUUAUUUCAGGAAGCCAGUAUGGUGUGGCUGGAGCUGAGCGAGUGGGCAUGCCAUGUGUUGUUUUAAGAAGCAGUUUGACGGCCAGAGCUGAGUUCCCUUGGGCAAAUAGGAUAAUGGAUGGGUUUGGAGGGGCAGACCUGACCAUCCCUAAACUGCUCAACAAGAGAUGGUCAUGAAAUCAAAUCAUGUUCCUCAACUGCGCAACAAGAGACGGUCAUGAAAUCAAAUCAUGUUCCUCUUUUUGCCAGACUAUUAGCAGAUUCAUCUCCCGUAGAGGGUUCUUUCAAAUCAUGAAAUCAAAUCAUGUUCCUCUUAAGUAAAUUUUUCUUUCCAUUGGGGAUACGCCGGAAGAUUCAUCUCCCGUAAAUUUUUCUUUCCAUUGUGUAUAUAUUUUCUUUCAAAGUUUCAACAGAAUUAGCAGAGCUGUAAAUUUUUCUUUCCAUUGUGUAUAUAUUUUCUUCGGCUUAGUUGGCUGCAUUGUAACA